Messenger RNA from Drosophila simulans, 723 nucleotides. RefSeq lists its product as uncharacterized. Bases 67 to 531 code for a protein of 154 amino acids. The record is from RefSeq and is a predicted model, not a curated record. The transcript is spliced from 2 exons. Lineage: Eukaryota; Metazoa; Arthropoda; Insecta; Diptera; Drosophilidae.
CUGGAAUCAUUCAACGCACGCCAUUGGAGCACAUCGGUCCUGCGGUCUUUUCGCUUGGGCAACAUCAUGUGCAAGUUCACCAACCGGCUGUUUGUCUUCGCCCUGCUGCUUGUGGCACUUGGAAGAAUUCUGGCCCAGCCCGUUGGUGGCAAGAUUAGGCCGGGGAAUUCGAGGAACGUGAUCAGCGACUUGCUGGACGUCUUAUACGACGACUAUUCCGAGAAUGGUUUCCAGCGCGAGGACAUUCUGUACGACCAGCGGCAAAAGGGUGGGGAGAACUACCAGUUCAAAGUGGAUGGGGUCGUCAUCGGAAUGGCGCCUCAAAUGAGCUCCAGCUUGCUCUACUCCAUGGCGGAGUCCUACUUGAAUCCAGAUUCAACUCAGAUGUACGAGAGGGAUCCUGAGACCGACACAGACUCUGGUUCCACCGAAGGCGUUACUAAGAUUCCUGAGCAAGCCCAGAUUGAUUUGGAAAGCAGACAACAUCAAAUUGUAGCUUCUCUAACUGGCAGCCGGUUAGUACAACACUAAUAUGUUAUUCUGCGUAGAAACUAAUUAAAAGUUGGUUUUUGCUCAGAUCUCCAACUCAACUGCUCCAGUUACUUAAGAUGCUUAAAAGUUCUAAGGCCUAAAAUGAUAUGACAAAAAAUUAGUUCUAAGUUAUUGGAAAUAAAUCAACUCCGUUGAUACCCUUAGUUGUGUUCCACUGAACAAUAUUUAAAA